UUAACUACAAAUCCUACUUAUAAUACUUUGUUACUGACGCAAAGAAAAUGAAAAGAUACCCAUAUAAUCAGAACUAAAUAUAAAAUCCAAAAACACUCACAAAACACUGUAAAACACACAACAAUCCACCCCUAUAUUUCUCUCACUAAAAAUCCCCAAUUUCUUCAAUCUUUAAAAUUCAAUCACACACAAAAUCAGUUUCAUUUUCACAAUUUUGUAAUUCCAUCAUGAAUUAGCUCUGAAAUUCUGUUUCUUGAUCCUUUUUUCAGGGUUUGUGAGGAUGGAAUUGAGGUCAAAAAAGGUUCUGAGAAGGAAGAAGCCCAAAACUGAUUCGGUUUUGGGGAAUCGAGAUUUUUCUGAUAGUAAGAGGUACUUAUUGAGGUCUUGUAAAAAGGAAGUGAGUGAAGGAGAAAUUGAAGUGUUUGCUGAUGAUAAUCUUGAAAUGGAUGUGAAAAGGGGGAAAACGGAUACGGAUUUGAGUGGCGAGAAGAAUGAAUUUCCGGGUGAAAGGAGGUUAUCAUUGAGGUCUUGGAAAAAGGGAAUAAGUGAAGGUGAAAUCGAGGUUUUUGGUGAUGAUAGUGGUGAUAAUCUUGACAUGGAUAUGAAAAGGGGGAAACUUGAAAUUGAUUUUAGUGGCGAGAAGAAAGAAUUUCCGGGUGAAAGGAGGUUAUCAUUGAGGUCUUGUAAAAAAGGAAUAAGGGAAGGAGAAAUUGAGGUAUUUACUGAUAAUAGUAAUGAUAAUCUUGAAAUGGAUGUGAAAGGGGGGAAACUGGAAAUGGAUUUGAGUGGCGAGAAUAACGAAUUUCCAGGUGAAAGGAGGCUAUCGUUGAGGUCUGGUAUAAAGGGAAUAAGGGAAGGUGAAAUUGAGGUGUUUGUUGACAAUAGUGAUGAUAAUCUUGAAAUGGAUGUGAAAGGGGGAAAAGUGGAAAUGAAUUUGAGUGACGAGAAUAAAGAAUUUCCAGGUGAAAGGAGGCUAUCGUUGAGGUCUCGUAUGAAGGGAAUAAGUGAAGGUGAAAGUGAGGUGUUUGCUGAUGAUAGUGAUGAUAAUCUUGAAGGAGAUGUGAAAAGGGGAAUACCAAAAAUGGAUUCGAGUGUUAAGAAUAAAGCAAUUCCAGGUGAAAGGAGGUUAUCGUUGAGGUCUGCUAAAGUAAAGUUCGGUAAAAAGGGGGUAAGUGAAGUGGAAUUAGGGGUGUGUGUAGAUGCAUGUGCUGAAAAUCUUAAAAUGGGAAUUAAAGAAGUUGUAAAUACGGAUGAUAAAGGGUUGUUUUUGGGAUCAGAAGUGUUAGAUUCUGUUAAAGAUUCGGUUGUUUUAUCACCCAAAGAAGUUGAGGAUAGUGUUGAGCGAGUACAAGUUGAAGAAGGAAAUGAAUCAGUGUCUAUAGAAGUGUUAGAUCCUGUUAAAGAUUUGGUUGUUAUAUCACCCAAAGAAGAAGUUGAGGAUAGUGUUGAGCCAGUACAAGUUGAAGAAGGAAAUGAAUCAGUGUCUAUAGAAGUGUUAGAUCCUGUUAAAGAUUCGGUUGUUAUAUCACCCAAAGAAGUAGUUGAGGAUAGUGUUGAGCGAGUACAAGUUGAAGAAGGAAAUGAAUCAGUGUCUAUGGAUUUGAAUGAAACGGGUAUUGGUUUUAAGAAGGAAGCAGAGUUACCGAAUUUAGUAUGUGAAAACGAGUCUCAAGAUUUCGUUAUUGAAACAUUUGAUGAUAUCAUUGCGAUUUUCAAUGUUAAUGAUAAUGAUGAUGAUAAGGAAACAUUAUUGAAUGAUUCCGAGAAUGCUAAUCUUUUAAAUAAAUGUAAAAGAAGGAAGGGAGAAGAUAGGCACGGCACGAAAAAGAAAAACGCAGGGAAAUUUAAGAAGAAUGAAAGUAACCAAGAGAAAACUAAUGUUUUAUGUGGUGUAAAUAGUGAUGAUGGUGAAUGUACUGUUAUGCCCUUGAAACUUAAAAGGGGGAGGAAAAGGAAAAAUGUAGAUGGUUCUGAAUGUAAUGGGGAUGGAAGAGUUAAAACAGAGGACGUUGAGAACUAUGGGGUUCAACUUAAAAGGGGGAGGAAAAGGAAAUAUUUAGAUGGUUCUAAAUGUAAUGGAGAUGGGAGAGUCAAAACAGAGGAAGUUGCGAACAAUGGGGGUCAACUUAAAAGGGGGAGGAAAAGUAAAAAUGUAGAUGGUUUUGAAUGUAAUGGAGAUGGAAGAGUUAAAACAGAGGAAGUUGAGACAAAUGAGGUUCAAGUUAGCAGGAUGAUGUUGCGGUCAAGGAGUUUGACCACUGCCAGUGGCGAUGUCAUGGCUGUUGAUGUUGAUAUAAGUAGUGGUGGUGUUGAAAGCAGUCAAUUGGGUAGCAUUGGCAGACUGAAGAAGAAAUUCAAACGUCGUGGAAGGCCUCCUAAGGUGCGGAAUGAAACUAAAGAUGGAAACCCGAGACCAAUGGAGAAGCGAAAGCGGCUUGGAAGAUCUCCAAAGGGGAAUGGUCUUACGUCCUCCUUAAAAAAAGAGGGAAGCUUGAUUGAAAAACCAAGAAAGAAACUAAAACGUCGUGGAAGACCCCCUAAAAUGAUAUCACCCGAGAUUCCUUUGGGACGCAUGACAUCAUGGGGAAGACGACAGAAAGUACUGAGGAAAGAAGUGGCUUCACAAGCAAUUCAAAAGAAACGACUUAGAGAUAUGGUUUUCAAGAAAAUUAACCGUCGUAAAAGACUCCCAAAAGUGGAGGCAAAAACACUAGCAACACAUGUGAUAAAAAUGAGAAAGGUGAAGCCCAGGGUAGUUAAGAAAGACCCCAAAAUUCUGAAAACACCAAAAGUUGAAGAUGAUGAAGAAAAUGAACACAUGAUGUAUGAAAAUGGUAUUAGUGAGCAUAUGGAAAGAGGUAAGCGUAAACAGUUAAUAAGGGAUAAAAUAUCUGAUAUGCUUUUGAACUCUGGAUGGGUAAUCGAGCUUAGGCAAAGGCAACAAAAAGCAUAUCAAGAUGCAGUUUAUGUUGAACCUAAUGGGAGGAGAUCACAUUGGUCUAUUACCCGGGCUUAUUUUAUGCUUAAAAAGAAAGUUGAAGAUGGUGAUGCUGAUAGUAAUGAAAUCUCUGCAUAUUCACCAAUACCCUCAGAGGAAAUUAGUAUGCUUUUCAGGAAGGUUGAUAAAGAACUCGGCUAUAAGAAGAAGAAGAACAGAAUAGGGAAGAAUGUAAAUAGGGGUAAAACUCUCACGAGAAAAAAGAAGAAACAGGGUAAGAAUACAAAAAACGUAUCAAAGAGGAAAGUGAUAUUUAAAUCAAGAGGAGAUAAGUUCACCGAGAAAAGAAAGGCGGGCCUUUUAGCUCGUGAUUCCGUGAAUGGGGCAAAACAAGAUAAUGAUGCCCUUUUGUUAACGAAGAAGCGGAAUCUUCUCUCUUGGAUGAUUGAUUUGGGGGUUAUACUGGUGGACUGGAAGGUGAAGUACGGAAAAACUAGAAGGCAAAAGAAGUUGUUUGAAGGUGCAAUUACUUGCGACGGGAUUUGUUGUGGUUGUUGUAACGAAGUUAUGGGAAUAUCAGAAUUUGUGGGUCAUUGUGGAGGGAAAACAAAUCAUCCUUUUGAUAAUGUAUAUUUGGAGUCUGGAACGCCUCUUAGGAAGUGUUUGAUGGAUUCGUGGAGGAAAGAAGAGGAAUCAAGUAUAACUAAAUUUGGUGCUGUUGACGUUAAAGGAGAUGACCCGAAUGAUGAUACUUGCAAUAUAUGUGGAGAUGGGGGGAACUUAAUUUGUUGUGAUGGCUGCCCUUCGACUUUCCACCAGAGCUGCCUUGAUAUCCAAAAUUUUCCUUCCGGGGAGUGGAAUUGCAUAUACUGUUCGUGCAAGUUCUGCGGAGUGAUUUCUAUUACUACGCCUCAGCUGGAAGACUCUCACGAUGCAAUCACCUCCGAAAUGCUCUCAUGCUGUUUGUGUGAGCAAAAAUUCCACCGAUUGUGCUCACAAGAAGUUGAAGAUCUAACUAUACAUUCCAACAUACUCCCCUUUUGUGGAAGGAAAUGCCAGGAGCUCUUUGAGCGACUACAGAAGUGUCUUGGGGUAAAGCAUGAACUUGAAGACGGAUUUUCAUGGACUCUACUUCAACGUUCUGAUGUUGGCGAAGAUAUUACUGUUCGUGACACUCAGUUGACGGUUGAACGCAAUUCCAAAUUGGCUGUUGCAUAUUCUGUUAUGGAUGAAUGUUUUAUGCCGAUUGUUGAUGAGAGAAGUGGAAUUAAUGUAAUCCGUAAUGUCGUGUACAAUUGCGGCUCAAACUUCAAGCGGCUGAAUUAUGCUGGCUUUUUAACAGCGGUUUUAGAGAAGGGCGAUGAAUUGGUUACUGCAGCAUCCAUACGGAUAAACGGGUAUCGGUUGGCAGAAAUGCCUUUCAUUGGAACUCGUCACAUGUAUAGACGUCAAGGGAUGUGUCGUCGGCUGCUGGAUGCAAUUGAAUCCUGUCUGAAUUCUCUUGGUGUGGAGGAGCUGAUCAUUCCUGCCAUUCCUGAACUUCUGCAAACAUGGACCAAAAUGUUCGGUUUUGUGACCAUUGAAGAAUCAAAGAGGGAAGCAAUGAAGUGCAUGAACAUGAUGGUGUUUCCUGGUAUCGAUAUGCUAACAAAACCCCUUCUUCAGAAUCACUCUGUGAAUGCAAAUCCUCAUCUAUCGGCAGGCUUAAACUCGGUAGUUUCUGAUGACAAAGCAGUGGAAUGUACCACCGAGAUUAACAGUGAGAGUAUCUCUCAAUUAGAAACCGUGUCCUCAAAUCCAAUAGAUUACCAGGAAAGGUCUUCAGAUUCAGCUCGGGCUAAGAAUGUCAUUGAUCAUGAACAAACUAAAGAGGCUAGUGCCAUAGUGGAUGGUUGCAGCUGCCUUGAGCCAAAUGAUAAGUAUAAUUCUCAACUUGAAACCACAUCAUCGAAUGCAACGGAUUAUAAGGAAAUGCCCGUCGAUUCAUCGGGUGGCAUGAAAGAUCUCUUUGAAUAUGAACAAACAGAAGGACCUACUAUGGGGAAAGAUGCUUAUGAAGAAGCUGUAGAGCCAUCUGGAGUGAAGGAUGUCAUACAUCCUGAAAAUGAUGAAUUAGUUGAUUCUCAUGGUGCCAAUAGUCUGUGCGACUUAAACUUUCCAGCAACGAAUGUUCUUCCAUGUGAUACUGACUUUCAAACUUCUCACGACUCUGAUUCCUUUCCGAGCUCUACUGUUGAACCUAAUUCUAUGGAUUCUGUUAACUGUGGGAAUUACCGAUCACCAGAGUUGGUUCCGAGAAACACGUUUGACUUGAACCUGCACCCUACUGUAGCUGAGACCGAUAUGCAUAUCGUCAGUGAUGAUUCUCAAGCGUGCACGAAGUCAUUCGAGAUAUUUGACUCAAGGUCACAGGUUGAUCACAUUCCUUCCAUUCAACCUGAUGCCAAAUCCUGUGAACGUCAAACUCUCGUCCUGCUUUGACUCCAUUUUGUGAACCAUAGGUAGGUUUAUGUCCACUUAGAUCCGACUCCAGUACCAGACAGAGUGAAAGACAUAGUUGCAUGUUUGUAUGAGUCAAACAUUGCCUUCCAGACAGGCAAAAGGGACAAACACUUUUUCUUUUUUUUUUUGUAGAUUUUAGUUUUGUAAAUUAAUCUUUAUUUAGAAAGUUUGUAGGAACUUUUUUUAUAGUUAAAGUAGCAAAUGACGACAUGGAUUCAAGAAUCCUGACAGGUUUCUGACUCCAUGUUGAUGUUAAUAUAGGAAUUUAUAGAGGGCAGGGAGAUCUUCAUCUUAAGUAUGAUAUUGGCGAUUGUAGCCAGGAGCAACUCAUGAGAUCGUUCAGCCAAUAGUUGACUCGAGUCUUUGAGUCCUUAGACUAGUUUUGUCUGAACAUAUAAUAAACUGCCUGUAGAAGGUGUUACUGUACUAUUUUUACUUUGUUUGGUCCUUUGGAGUACAAAUAGAUGAUAUGUAGUUAGUUUUUUUGUUUUUGUUUC
This is a messenger RNA of Erigeron canadensis, 5937 nucleotides long. RefSeq lists its product as uncharacterized. The coding region runs from base 281 to 5419 and encodes 1712 amino acids. The record is from RefSeq and is a predicted model, not a curated record. Gene Ontology annotation, molecular function: transcription corepressor activity; acyltransferase activity, transferring groups other than amino-acyl groups; DNA binding. The transcript is spliced from 11 exons. Gene Ontology annotation, biological process: negative regulation of DNA-templated transcription. Lineage: Eukaryota; Viridiplantae; Streptophyta; Magnoliopsida; Asterales; Asteraceae.